Molecule: messenger RNA, 1130 nt
Organism: Homarus americanus (American lobster)
Lineage: Eukaryota; Metazoa; Arthropoda; Malacostraca; Decapoda; Nephropidae
Product: dynein axonemal heavy chain 3-like
Exons: 5
Coding region: 1-834 (277 amino acids)
Biological process (GO): microtubule-based movement
Cellular component (GO): dynein complex
Molecular function (GO): minus-end-directed microtubule motor activity; dynein intermediate chain binding; dynein light intermediate chain binding
Source: RefSeq, a predicted model, not a curated record
AUGCAUUCCUUCAGGCUAAAGUUCUUCCAGCGGUGGGCGGACGAGAAAAUCCCCGACGUAUUCUGGUUUUCUGGGCUGUUCUUCCCCUACUCCUUCCUCACGGGCAUACGUCAGAACUAUGCCAGGAAACAUGCCAUACCCAUCGACAGGAUUGACUUCCUGUUUAAGGUAAUGGAAAAGGAGGUGGAAGAUAUCAUCCAGGAAUGUAUCAGACCCAACUUCGUGGAGUUGCCAGUGGUGAUCGAGCGGCUGCCCACGCCAAAUGUGCAGGGGCAGUACUACCCCCUCGACACUGACCUCGAAGACAACGAAUCGCUUCCUUACGAUAACGACUCCCCCCAGCUCAAGAAGGAGGGUGACCAGACGGUGAAAGUCCCAACUGAACAGCAGGAAAAGGAAGACAACGAGAAUGACUCACAGAGCCAAAGUCAUGAAUCUGAUGACGUCAUCUACCAGGUCAUCCCUCGCCAAGCACAGGGAGGCACCUACACAUGGGGCUUCUUCCUGGAAGGUGCACGCUGGGAUCGUGAACAACAUUGCUUGGCGGAGAUGUCAGCCAAGCAGCUACAUGACCAGUUACCUAUCAUCCUUUUCCAACCUGCUGCCCUCCCAGACAUGUCACACCAUGAGGGUGUGAGCUGUAAAUAUGAAGACCAGGCAGAAGAGAAAGGCAUGUACCACUGCCCUGUGUACCGCACCAGCGAGCGGAGUGGCACACUCUCCACCACAGGACAUUCCUCCAAUUAUAUCCUUGAUUUGAUCCUGCCUUCCUCCCUCCCAUGCCACCACUGGGUCAGUCGUGCAGCAGCAGCCCUUACCCAAUUAGAUGACUGAACCCCAUGUAUUUAUCAGCAAGUCAUCUUCAACUAACUGAAUGACUGAAGAUCAUUUGCAUACGUCACCCAACUGAAUGGUCUAUACUCUACUAUGAAUGAGCUGGAUGACUGAACUCCAUCUACAUGCCACCAUUUCUCAGUUGGAUAAGUGAACAUCAUCUUAAUUUGUAAUCACUCAGAAGGAUGAGAACUUCGUAACACAUUACUACCAUCCAGUUGGAAGCCAAACCAACAUCCACACCAUAUGACAACAGACUGGCUAACCUAAAGUAAACCAUAUCUUCUCCAACUAAA